Panicum virgatum (switchgrass) is the source of this 3288-nucleotide messenger RNA. Its product is annotated as pentatricopeptide repeat-containing protein At4g20740-like. NCBI's taxonomy places the organism in Eukaryota, Viridiplantae, Streptophyta, Magnoliopsida, Poales, Poaceae. The coding region runs from base 51 to 2228 and encodes 725 amino acids. The record is from RefSeq and is a predicted model, not a curated record. Gene Ontology annotation, molecular function: protein binding. The transcript is spliced from 2 exons.
CGCUUCCGCGGCGGAUCAGCGGCGCUCCUCGCACCUCCCGCCGGCGAGCCAUGGCCUCCCCGUCCCCUCCCGCCGCCCGCCGCCGCAGACACACCAUCUACCACGGCCAUCGUCGCGCCUCGCCGCACCGCCCCACCGUCCGCGGCGGCCUCUUCACCGACCUCCGCUCCCCGUCCCCGAGGCCCCGCGCCCCCGGCUCCCCCUCCACCACCGCCACCGCCUUCCGCCUCCCCGACUGGGACCCGGACUCGCCCUCUUCGUCUUCAUCCGCUCCCUCCCCGCCGUCGCCUUCCGCCUCCGCCUCCGCGCGCCGCCUCUCCCCGCUCGCGCGCUUCCUCCUCGACGCGCUCCGGCGCCACCUGCGCUGGGGCCCGCCCGUCGUCGCCGACCUCACCAAGCUCCGCCGCGUGCCGCCAUCGCUCGUCACCGAGGUCCUCACCGCGCGCCCGCCCCCGCCGCCGCCGCUGGCCCUCCCGUUCUUCCUCUGGGCCGGCCGCCAGAAGGGCUUCCGCCACUGCUUCCCGGCAUUCCACGCCCUCGCCUCGCUGCUCUCCGCGGCGGGCCUCCCCGGGGCAGCCGACCAGCUCCCGGACCUCAUGUGCGCCCACGGCAGACCCGUCUCCCACCCGCAGCUCACGCUCCUCGUGCGGCUCCACACCGCUGCGCGCCGCCCGCUCCGCGCUCUCCACGCCCUCCGCCGCUUCCGCCACGAGUUCGACGUCAAGCCCGAGGUCCACGCGUGCAACCGCGUCCUUGGUGCGUUGGCUGCCGCGGGGCAUGUCGAGGACGCGCUCAAGCUGUUCGAUGAAAUGUCUGAGACAGAAACGAAGCCUAUGCCAGUGACGUUCGCGAUCAUGGUGCGCGCGCUGGCGCGUGCUGGGAUGACGGAGAGGCUUCUGUGGAUGAUUGGGAGGAUGCGGAGCGAGGUGUGCCGACCUGACAUCUUUGUGUACACCGCACUGGUGAAGGCAAUGGUGCGGAGGGGGUAUAUGGAUGGUUGCAUCAAGGUGUGGAAGGAAAUGGAGAAGGAUGGGGUGGAGCCAGAUGCGAUGGCAUACGCAACGAUGGUUGGGGGGCUGUGCAAGGCUGGGAUGGUGGAGGAGGCAGCGGAAUUGUUCAAGGAGAUGAGGAGCAAGUGUUUACUUGUGGACAGGAUGGUGUACGGGUCGCUUAUUGAUGGGUAUGUUUCCACUGGGAGGGUUGGGGAUGGGUGUAGGGUGUUGAAGGAGAUGAUUGAUGCUGGCUAUCGGGCUGAUCUGGAGAUCUAUAACUCGCUUAUUAGUGGUCUGUGUGGCAUAGGUAGGGAGGAUAAGGCUCAUAAGAUGUUUCAGAUUGUUCUUCAGGAGGAGCUCAUGCCAAGUUCUGAUACGGUUUCACCAUUGCUAGCUUGUUACGCUGAAAAGGGUGAACUGGUUAUGUUUUUUGCAUUGGUCAACAAACUGGCAGAGCUGGAGUUGCCUGUUGUUGAAUUUUUAGUGGAUUUUAUGAAGCUCUUUGCACGCAAGGAUGGUAGGGAAUUAAAGGCUGUGGAAGUGUUUGAUGCCUUGAGACAAAAACAGUAUUGCAGUGCGGGCAUUUAUAACAUUGUUAUCGAAAAUCUGCUGAAGAUCAAGGAAAGGAAGAAAGCACUUCUGUUGUUUGAAGAAAUGCAAAGUUCUGCUCACUUCAAGCCAGAUUCAUUUACAUAUAGUCAUAUGAUCCCAUGUUUUGUGGAUGAAGGAAAUGUCGAAGAGGCCUGCUCAUGCUACAACUACAUGAUGAAGGAUAAUUGGACACCAAGUAUGCCAGCCUAUUGUGCUCUUGUGAAAGGGCUUUGCAAGAUUGGGGAAAUCAAUGCAGCUAUUUCUCUUGUUAAAGAUUGUCUUGGAAAUGUAGAAAAUGGGCCAACUGAAUUCAAAUACACCUUGACUAUUCUGGAAGCUUGCAGGUCAAAAAGCCCAGAGAAAGUCAUCAAUGUUGUGGAAGAGAUUAUUGAAGUAGGCUGUUCAAUGGAAGAAAUUAUCUAUUCUGCUAUUAUAUAUGGCUUCUGCAAGUAUGCAAGUUCAACUGAGGCGAGGCACGUAUUCACUAUUAUGAGAGAUAGAAAUAUCCUGUCAGAAGCUAAUUUUAUCGUCUAUGAGGACAUGCUGAACGAGCACUUGAAGAAGGUCACUGCAGACUUGGUGAUAUCUGGAUUGAAGCUUUUCAACCUUGAAUCAAAACUGAAAUGGAGAAGCACGAUGAAUUGAAGAAAUAUUUAUGCAGUUACUCGGUGUUUGGAAAAUCCAUACCUGGACAAGGUUGUGGGAUGGGCAAAGUUUCAAAUGCAGCAUGCUGUUUACUAGAUACUGGGGAUAUGGAUGGGCCUGAUCACGUCACCUCAUUAUUGCUAACCUGCAACACCCUUUCUCAGCACGUGGCAUCCAAAAGUGAAAAUAUAUGUACAAUAUCUUUAUGAUGAUGUAUGUCUAUCUACAUCCAAAAGGGAGACUUCAGUCUUGUAUGCAGUAUUAAGGGAUCUUUUCUCCCUUAGUAGCAAGAUCAUCCUGGUACAGUGGUACUUAAUAAAAACAAAGAGAAAUUAUCCCCCCUUGCAUUUAUUUUAGAGGUUCCCCCUUCCCUCUCAUUGUUGUGGUGUUACUUUUUGAUUUUUUUACCUUUUGAUAUAAGGUGGAAAAGACAAACUAAUAAAUUGUAUAAACCAAUUUUAUAUGUGUUUGUAGCCUCUUCAAACAAAUCAGAUUCCGUUGGAUCAAGUAUGUGCCUCGUCAUUAUUUGGAUCUUCAUUUUGUCACCGAUUUACUCUUUUUUUGUCUCUCUUAAAAAGAAAGAAAACCACUUAUGUUCUGAUCAUCUUGCUUACAAUAUUUAGUGUAUUCUUUCUUCUUGUCAUCACCUUUUUGUAGGUUAGUUUUCAACCUUGGAGAUAGCUAAUUAUUCUUUCAUACAAUUGCUAAUGCUAGAAUUACUUUUGAAAAAUGUAGGAGCGCAUGUAGAAAAAUGUCCGAAUUCAUGAACUACUUUAGGGACUACAGUGAUUAAAAUUUUAGAAUGCAGAGAAGUAGUUGAGCAAUUUUAAUACUUUUUUUCCUGUAAUAGUGUCUCAAUAGUUUAACCAUGUCUGGCAAUGUACCGUUUAUUACUGUUCCACGUUGGUAUCUGUACUCACAGAGCCUUAGGCAUUAAUAACAUAAUGUCAUACAUUUAACAACGAAGGGAGUAGGUAGCAGGCACAGAAAACUGCUUCCUUGAUCCUGGUCCCUAUUCUGCCUUGUACUGAGAGGUGAACUAUGGCUCAUUCUCAACAUC